Etheostoma cragini (Arkansas darter) is the source of this 848-nucleotide messenger RNA. RefSeq names its product myosin light polypeptide 6-like. The record is from RefSeq and is a predicted model, not a curated record. NCBI's taxonomy places the organism in Eukaryota, Metazoa, Chordata, Actinopteri, Perciformes, Percidae. The transcript has 8 exons. Bases 150 to 704 code for a protein of 184 amino acids. Gene Ontology annotation, molecular function: calcium ion binding. Gene Ontology annotation, cellular component: myosin II complex.
CCUUAAAUGGGCCUGAAGGACUGGGACUUGGACGCUAUAUAAGUCUACUCACAACGGAAUUUCCUCCGUUUCUAUCAUUUCCUCUCAAUCUAUUCACUUUCUAUUAUCUGAUUCUCUUAACAUCCUGUUUUAAUCUCCAGCUUUCCAUCAUGACGCCCAAAAAAGCUGAAUUAAAGAAGGAAGCAGUGAAAAUGUCUCCAGAACCAGAAACUGCUAAAGAACCGGAUUUCGACCCCCUAACUAUCAAGAUUGAGUUCAGCACUGAUCAGAUCGAAGAGUUUAAAGAAGCCUUCCAGCUCUUUGACAGAACUUCAGACAAUCAGAAGAUCUCGUUCUCUCAGUGUGGAGACGUUAUGAGAGCUCUCGGACAAAAUCCCACCAACACUGAAGUCCUCCGAGUGCUGGGAACAACCAAACUUGAGGACAUGGACAGUAAACUGGUGGACUUUGAGACCUUCCUGCCAAUGCUGCAACAUGUGGCAAAGUCCAGAGACAAAGGGACAUACGAGGACUUUGUGGAAGGCCUGAGAGUUUUUGAUAAAGAAGGAAACGGGGCAGUGAUGGGUGCUGAGCUGAGACACGUUCUGGUCACCCUGGGAGAGAGGAUGACAGAGGGGGAGGUGGACAACCUGCUGGCAGGACAAGAAGACACUAAUGGAUGUAUUAACUAUGAAGCUUUUGUCAAGCACAUGAUGGCUGGCUGAAACUAAACGCUCCUACUCAGAAAGAAGUUCCUGCUUUCUCCGUGUUCACGUGUUCUUAUCUUUAACGUGACAAUAUAUCACAUCACAAAUUAAAUAAACAAUUUUUUGUUGAGAAUCCAGUGUUACAAUAAAACUUAUAAACAU